Molecule: messenger RNA, 885 nt
Organism: Protopolystoma xenopodis
Lineage: Eukaryota; Metazoa; Platyhelminthes; Monogenea; Polystomatidea; Polystomatidae
Source: the annotation of a GenBank genome assembly
AUGAAUUUUCUCUGGUCUAUUUACUGCCUUAAUCAGCGCUCCUUGGUACUGGUUUCUUCCGGGGCCUCUAGAACCUCAAAAUUUCUUCAAGCUUUGGCCACUCUCGGUAGAAUCCCUUUGCUUAGGCACACUUGGUUGCUGGAUGCUUGUGCUUUGCAGCGACAGAAGCCACGCUUGCUUACAACUUCUUGCGAUAUUGACAACAAUGGAGAUAGUAAUAGCUACAAACAGACUCGCUCAUCUGCAUUAGGCGUUCAUCUGGACUCGUCGUAUUGUUCCCCCUUUGAACUUAUGCGUAACAACCUUCAUCAAUAUCACCUACCCCGUGGUUUGGAUACUUACAGUGGAAGUAUGAUAUCCUGGAACGUAGUGCAUCCUCGCUUUCUGGACUCUUUCUCUUCCAAUUUCGCCGACAGGCCUUUUUUUCCUGCUGGAACUCGCGUCGUCGCUAUCCUUACCGAUGACACUAGUGUAUUUGGACGCCGCUGGUCUGAUAUCUUGGAUCUUCUUGCUGUUGUUCAAUCUCCAGAUUUGUAUCCUGCAUCUACCUCCGUCAAUCGGCUCCUCCUUCCAUUUGAUCAGGCUUUUGUAGGCCUGACUGACUGGCUGGCUGAACAGUCUUCUGUUGAUCAGACCUCUACAGAAUCUCCUGCUCAUUGCCCGCCUAUCGUGGAAUCAGAGAACAAUAUUAAUCUAAAGGAAAAACGACUUGUUCUGGUUGAUGUCGCUAGGUUGCCUCCUCUCGUUGCUCACCUUAUCUUCCGCCUUCCUGUUCGCUACAUCACUGUGGAUUGUCUCGUGCAUUCUCUGAUUCAUGGUAGACUGCUAGACCCCACGAGCAGAGAUGCUUUCACUUUAAAGACGCCAGUCAACCAAACAGAAUAG